AUGCUGCACACAAAAUCAGAAUCUGAUAUCACUAGUUUAGCCCCAUCAUCUCCACCAAGGUCUCCAAAAAGGCCAGAGUACUUUGUGCAGAGCCCUUCAAGGGAUUCUCAUGAUGGGGACAAGUCAUCCUCUAUGCAUGCAACUCCUAAUUUCAAUAGCCCAAUGGAAUCCCCUUCACACCCUUCAUUUGGGCGCCACUCUAGGAAUUCAUCAGCCAGUCGAUUUUCCGGGAUAUUUAGGUCGUCCUCAGGGCGUAAAGGGAACCGGAAGAGGAACGAUAAGGGGUGGCCGGAGUGUAAUGUGAUCUUAGAAGAGGGGAACUAUGAUGAAUUUGAUGAUGAUAAGGCGUUUACUAGGAGAUGCCAGGCUUUGAUGGGUGUUUGUGGGUUUAUUGUUCUUUUUACUGUCUUCUGUUUGAUCAUUUGGGGUGCAGCCAGGCCUUAUAAACCAGAGGUUUCUGUUAAGAGUUUGUUGGUAAGCAACCUGUACGUAGGAUCGGGUGCUGACUUCACUGGGGUUCCAACGAAAAUGCUGAAUGUGAAUGGAUCGUUGAGGAUUAGUGUGUACAACCCGGCUACAUUUUAUGGUAUUCAUGUUAGCUCGACGCCUGUCAAUCUGGUCUAUUCCGAUGUUGUGGUUGCAACUGGUCAGCUGAAAAAAUAUUUUCAAGGACGGAAGAGCAGCCAGAUUAAGGUUGUGCACGUAGAAGGAACCAAGGUACCCCUAUAUGGGGCCGGAUCAAAUCUAGUAGUUUCAAGCAACGCCGUUCAAGUUCCGUUGACGUUAGAGUUUGAAAUCCGGACUCGAGGAGAUGUGGUUGGAAAAUUGGUGAGAACAAAGCGCCGGAGAUGGAUUUCUUGCUCGUUGAUCAUCGAUUCCACAAGCAACAAGCCUAUCAAGUUUAAGAAGGAUUCGUGCACUUACAGUUAA
Messenger RNA from Fraxinus pennsylvanica, 930 nucleotides. The record is from the annotation of a GenBank genome assembly. NCBI's taxonomy places the organism in Eukaryota, Viridiplantae, Streptophyta, Magnoliopsida, Lamiales, Oleaceae.